ACUUCAAAAUCCGGGUCAGAGGGUGUCGCUUCGUUUUCUUCUCCCCGGCUGAUCCCGGCACCCUCCGUGACAGCGCCUCCUGACUCAGCCUGGGGCCGGCUUUUCACCACCUGCCGGAGGCUGGACGCCCACACCUGACUCGGAGCCCGGAGGCUCGCGUCCUCCCCGCACCGGCUCGCAGCCCGGGUCCCUGAGCGCCCGCCGACGCCGCCGAGGGGGCCCGGGCUGGCUCCUCCGCGCUGAUGCUAAGAGGGAUCGAGGGCCCGGGGCGGCGGCGGAAAACCGGCCUCUGGCGCCUUAGGCCAGCCGCAGGUGUCGGUUCUUACGCUCUCCAGGCUCGCCAGCUCCCGCCCCGGCUUGGAUGGGUCUCCCCGCCCGAUAAAUGUGGCUGCUGAGGCGGCGGUGUUGGUGGCCCUUCACGCUGCUGCUGCGGCGCUCCAAGCUCACCUCCGCCCCGGGGCUCUCCUGCCCCACCUCUGGGCUGCCGCCACCGGCUCCUUAUCCCCUGGCCCUGGCCUUGCAGCGUGGCGACAAUGGACAAGAUCCUGGAGGGCCUGGUGAGUUCCUCGCAUCCGCUGCCCCUCAAGCGGGUGAUUGUGCGGAAGGUGGUGGAAUCGGCGGAGCACUGGCUAGACAAGGCGCAGUGCGAGGCCAUGUUUGACCUGACGACCCGGCUCAUCCUGGAGGGCCAGGACACUUUCCAGCGGCAGGUGGGGCACCAGGUGCUGGAGGCCUACGCACGGUACCACCGGCCAGAGUUCGAGUCCUUCUUCAACAAGACCUUCGUGUUGAGCCUCCUUCAGCAGGGCUACCACUCUCUGGACAGGAAGGACGUAGCCAUCCUGGACUACAUUCACAACGGCCUGAAGCUGAUUAUGAGCUGUCCGUCGGUGCUGGAUCUCUUCAGCCUCCUGCAGGUAGAGGUGUUACGGAUGGUGUGUGAGAGGCCAGAGCCGCAGCUCUGUGCCCGACUAAGCGAUCUUCUGACCGACUUCGUGCAAUGCAUCCCCAAGGGGAAAUUGUCCAUCACCUUCUGUCAGCAGCUGGUUCGAACGAUAAGCCACUUCCAGUGCGUGUCCACGCAGGAGAGAGAGCUGCGGGAAUAUGUCUCCCAGGUGACAAAAGUGAGUAACUUGCUGCAGAACAUCUGGAAGGCCGAGCCUGCCACCCUACUGCCUUCCCUGCAAGAAGUUUUUGCAAGCAUCUCUUCCACAGAUGCAUCAUUUGAACCUUCUGUAGCAUUGGCAAGCCUUGUGCAGCAUAUUCCUCUUCAGAUGAUUACCGUUCUCAUCAGGAGCCUUACUACAGAUCCAAAUGUAAAAGAUGCAAGUAUGACCCAAGCCCUUUGCAGAAUGAUUGACUGGCUGUCCUGGCCAUUGGCUCAGCAUGUGGAUACAUGGGUAAUUGCACUCUUGAAAGGACUGGCAGCUGUCCAGAAGUUUACUAUUUUGAUAGAUGUUACUUUGCUGAAAAUAGAACUGGUUUUUAAUCGACUUUGGUUUCCUCUUGUGAGACCUGGUGCUCUUGCAGUUCUUUCUCACAUGCUGCUUAGCUUUCAGCAUUCUCCAGAGGCGUUCCACUUGAUUGUUCCUCAUGUGGUUAAUUUGGUUCAUUCUUUCAAAAGUGAUGGUCUGCCUUCCAGCACAGCCUUCUUAGUGCAAUUAACAGAAUUGAUACACUGUAUGAUGUAUCAUUAUUCUGGAUUUCCAGAUCUCUAUGAGCCUAUUCUGGAGGCAAUAAAGGAUUUUCCUAAACCCAGUGAAGAGAAGAUUAAGUUAAUUCUCAAUCAAAGUGCCUGGACUUCUCAAUCCAAUUCUUUGGCAUCUUGCUUGUCUAGACUUUCUGGAAAAUCUGAAACUGGGAAAACUGGUCUUAUUAACCUAGGCAAUACAUGUUAUAUGAACAGUGUUAUACAAGCCUUGUUUAUGGCCACAGAUUUCAGGAGACAAGUGUUAUCUUUAAAUCUAAAUGGGUGCAAUUCAUUAAUGAAAAAAUUACAGCAUCUUUUUGCCUUUUUGGCUCAUACACAGAGGGAAGCAUAUGCACCUCGGAUAUUCUUUGAGGCUUCCAGACCUCCAUGGUUUACUCCCAGAUCACAGCAAGACUGUUCUGAAUACCUCAGAUUUCUCCUUGACAGGCUUCAUGAAGAAGAAAAGAUCUUGAGAGUUCAGUCCUCGCACAAGGCUUCUGAAAUUCUAGAAUGUGAAACUUCUUUACAGGAAGUAACUAGUAAAACAGCUGUACUAACAGAGACCCCUUGUACAAGUGAUGGUGAGAAGACUUUAAUAGAAAAAAUGUUUGGAGGAAAACUACGAACUCACAUAUGUUGUUUGAACUGCAGGAGUACCUCACAAAAAGUGGAAGCCUUUACAGAUCUUUCCCUUGCCUUUUGUCCUUCCUCUUUGGAAAACAUGUCUUUCCAAGAUACAGCGUCAUCACCCAGUACACAAGACGGUGGUCUAAUGCAAGCCACUGUACCCAGUCCUUCAGAAGAACCAGUAGUUUAUAAUCCAACGACAGCUGCCUUUAUCUGUGACUCAGUUGUGAACGAAAGAACCAUAGGCAGUCCUCCUGAUGAGUUUUACUGUUCCGAAAACACUUCUGUCCCUAAUGAAUCUAACAAGAUUCUUGUUAAUAAAGAUGUACCUCAGAAACCAGGAGGUGAAACCACACCUUCAGUAACUGACUUACUAAAUUAUUUUUUGGCUCCAGAGAUUCUUACUGGCGAUAACCAAUAUUAUUGUGGAAACUGUGCCUCUCUGCAGAAUGCUGAGAAAACUAUGCAAAUCACGGAGGAACCGGAAUACCUUAUUCUUACUCUGCUGAGAUUUUCAUAUGAUCAGAAGUAUCAUGUGAGAAGAAAAAUUUUAGACAAUGUAUCACUGCCACUGGUUUUGGAGUUGCCAGUUAAAAGAACUACUUCUUUCUCUUCAUUGUCAGAAAGUUGGUCUGUAGAUGUUGACCUCACUGAUAUUAGUGAGAACCUUGCUAAAAAAUUAAAGCCUUCAGGGACUGAUGAAGCUUCCUGCACAAAAUUGGUGCCCUAUCUAUUAAGUUCUGUUGUGGUUCACUCUGGUAUAUCCUCUGAAAGUGGCCAUUACUAUUCUUAUGCCAGAAAUGUCACAAGUAGAGAGUCUUCAUAUCAGAUGUGCCACCAAUCUGAAGCUCUGGCAUUAGCAUCCUCCCAGAGUCAUUUACUAGGGAGAGAUAGUCCCAGUGCAAUUAUCGAACAGGAUUUAGAAAAUAAAGAAAUGUCAAAAGAAUGGUUUUUAUUUAAUGACAGUAGAGUGACAUUUACUUCAUUUCAGUCAGUCCAGAAAAUUACAAGUAGAUUUCCAAAGGACACAGCUUAUGUGCUUUUGUAUAAAAAACAGAAUAGUACUAAUGGCUUAAGUGGUAAUAACCCAACCAGUGGACUCUGGAUAAAUGGAGACCCACCUCUACAGAAAGAACUUAUGGAUGCUAUAACAAAAGACAAUAAACUAUAUUUACAGGAACAAGAGUUGAAUGCUCGAGCCCGAGCGCUACAAGCUUCAUCUGCUUCUUGUUCAUUUCGGCCCAAUGGAUUUGAUGACAAUGACCCACCAGGAAGCUGCGGACCAACUGGUGGAGGGGGCGGAGGAGGAUUUAAUACAGUUGGCAGACUCGUAUUUUGAUCCUUAGAGAGUCCAAAAUGCACUGGUCACGAAACGUCUAAUACUAUGACUGUUAAAAUGUCAGACUAUAACAAAUAUCUAUCUUUUAUUUUUCAUUAGACCCUUAUACUUCAAGAGAACACACUCAGUGCUUGUUUUUAUUUUCUUGACACAUUUAUUAACAAAAUGCAUCAUGGAAAAAAAAAAUCUACCUCUUAAAUUCCAUUUGCUUUUAUGGUUAGACAUGCUUGACCAAAAACGUUCAGAAGAAAAUAUGUACCCGGUCCCUAAUUAAGCUGCAUUAAAUUUGGUAGAAGCAUUUAAAUGGUCUAUCUUCGGUUUUACUGAAUAAAAAAUGUAAUUUAUUUAGCAUUCUUUAUAAAAGAAUUGAUGCUAGAGGUAAGAAAAUAAUUGUUUUUUAAAAAAUCCUUCAUGUCUUGUGUAAUUACCCCAUUCAAUAUUAAAUUCAAGUCUUUGAAAAUCAACUAGAGAUGAUAAAAUCUCUAAAGAAGGCAAUAACAAAAUUUAUCAAGAUAUAGUACUUUUCCUUUUUUGUUUAGUGUCUUCAGCAUCACUGUAUCUGCAUUUUAAGUGCAAAUGUUUUUAAAAAGGAUUCUUUAGACAUAUGUGCUGAAUUGAUUUUAAGAAAGUUGCAUGAUCCUGUAGGAGCAACAUUUUUACCUAAAAAAUGCUAACUUUGUAGUAUUUCUAAUUGUUCAAGGAUUUUAAAAUUCUAUUUCAGGGAGUAUAUCUUCUGUGUGUUUUGAAGGAGGUGAGUUCUGUAUGUGCCUUGCAGUACUGUAAUUCAAAAAUAGGAAUCUUUGGCUGCAAAAUGUUUUUUUAAAAAUGAAAUGUUAGGAAGUAAUUUUUGUGCUAACAUUAAAAUUAUAACUUUUGAAAGGAAUUAGAUUUUCCAGAAGUAAAAUCUGAUCGUUCUAAAUCAAUGAGUGUGAUAGUUCAUUUUUAACUCUCAGAAGAAUUCAGAGUAAAUGAAUCCAGCUAAGUAAAAAAUCUUUCUUGAUUUUGUUACUUAUUCCUCAGAAUAUUAAACAUUGAUCACAUAUUUUUAGAGUU
Messenger RNA from Saimiri boliviensis boliviensis (Bolivian squirrel monkey), 4709 nucleotides. It is a transcript of the gene USP38, whose product is annotated as ubiquitin specific peptidase 38. Gene Ontology annotation, biological process: ubiquitin-dependent protein catabolic process; protein deubiquitination. Lineage: Eukaryota; Metazoa; Chordata; Mammalia; Primates; Cebidae. Gene Ontology annotation, molecular function: cysteine-type deubiquitinase activity. Gene Ontology annotation, cellular component: cytosol; nucleus. The record is from RefSeq and is a predicted model, not a curated record.